Messenger RNA from Lotus japonicus, 2231 nucleotides. RefSeq lists its product as uncharacterized. The record is from RefSeq and is a predicted model, not a curated record. Bases 174 to 2231 code for a protein of 685 amino acids. NCBI's taxonomy places the organism in Eukaryota, Viridiplantae, Streptophyta, Magnoliopsida, Fabales, Fabaceae. The transcript is spliced from 5 exons.
CUUGGUUGAAUUUUUUAUUGCCUAUUGUAUUCAUGUCUCAGUGUUGUCGGUUGCAUCUUUUAUUGCCUAUUUUAGUCAUGUCUCAGUCCAUUCAAUGCAUUGAUGUGUGUUAUUUAAUUGAUAAGUUUGUUUGGUAUGUUAUUUAAUUGAAUCCCUGUCUUGUUUGUGCUUGCAUGUGGUCCAUGAGAUUCCCUUUAAAGUUUAUUCUAUUGUCUUUCUACAGGCCUACUGUUGCCCAUGUGAUAACCAUGAAAGUGCAUCAUAGGGGUGAAAUUACAUUUGACCCAAAUAUGCCCUAUGAAAGUGGGCUCUGCCAAUCCUUUGAACAUAUGGAUGUGGAUCACAUUUCAUCCAUUGUGGUGGGUAAUUUGGUAAAGUACUUGGGAUAUCCCAGCUUCAAAUGCUUGUGGUAUAGGCAUGUGGCUAGUGAUGGGUCUGUCUGCUUUAGUCCACUUUCCAAUGAUGAAGAUGUUAGAGAAUUCUUUGAAAAUGUUAAAGGUGUAGCUGAAGUUGAUAUUUAUGUUGAACACCUAGUGGAAGAUCCAAAUAUUGUUCCUCUAAUUGCUUACAAGAGUGCUGAAGAUACUCCUGAGGUAUUGCAAGUUGGUUCUGAAAGUGAUGAUGAGGUAUUGCAAGACAGGGAGGGUGAGACUGAGACAGUCAAGGAGGCUGAGUUAGUGCAAGACAAGGAUGGUCAAAGUGUGCAGGAAAUUCAGAUUGAUGCUAAGGUUCUCCAACCUGAACAGAGAAGAGGUGCUGAGUUAGAGCAACACAGGGAGGCUGAAGAAGGGCAUGAAAAGGAAAGUGAGGCUGAGAUUAUUGUCAAUGAUGAACAGAGGAGAAGUGCUGAGUUAGAGCAAGACAAGGAGGCUGAAGAAGCGCAUGAAAAAGAAUUUGAGGCUGAGGUUGUUGUCAAUGAUGGACAGAGGAGAGGUACUGAGUUAGAGCAAGACAAGGAGGGUGAGUCAGUGCAAGAAAAAGAAAUUGAGUCUGAGGAACAGAUUCGUGAUGUGGAUGACAAUGAUGAAGUAACUGAAAAUGACAAGGGGGUAGAUAAGGGAAAAAGAAAGGCCAGUGAGGUUCUUCUCAGUGAUGAAGAUGAGGAUUCUGAUGCUGAAUUUGAUCCAAAUGAUGAAGAGGCAUCCUCUGAUUUUUCAAUGGAUGACAGUGACUACGAAGAAGAUUGGGAUUGGCUAUGUGUGCUUCCUAAAGAGUCUCUGCUGAAUAUAGCUGAGGCCAAUCCAGAUCCCACUUUUGCAGAAGGUUCUACUGAUCAGUAUACUCAAGCUGUGAAUGAGUCAAGGAACCUGGAGCCUAGUACAUAUGAGGAAUUUGAAGAUGAGGAUGGUGAUUCUGAGGACUUAGAAAGUCCAUCAGAAAGCGAUGAUGAAGGAAAAAGUAGAAGGAAAUAUCCUAAGUUCAAACCUACUGAAGAUGGGGAGGUGGUUCACCUUGAGUUAGGUCUGACUUUCAACAACAAAGAUCAGUUUAAGGAUGCUGUCAGUGAUUUUGCUAUCCAAACCAAGAAGAAUCUGACAAUCACCAAAAAUGAUAAAAAGAGGAUGGUGGUUAAAUGUGUUAAGGAGUGUCCAUUCUACCUGAGAGCCAGCAAGACUCCCUCAAGGCCUAUCUGGCAAAUUGUAAGCUUCCAUAACAACCAUAAUUGCUGCAGGACAGCCAGUAAUAGGCAGGCAAAGACAUUUUGGCUUGCUAAGAAAUUUAUGCAAAUUCUGAAACACACUCUAGAUUUGAAAGUGAGGGGCUUGAUAGAGGAGGCAAGGGUCAGGUGGGGCAUUGUGAUAGGGAGGUACAAGGCAUGCAGGGCAAAGGUCAAGAGUCUAGAGAUGUUGCAUGGUGCAAGUGUGGAGCAAUACAGUCACCUGAUGCAGUAUGCUGCUGAAUUGCUGAGAAGCAAUCCUGGAUCCACAGUCAUUAUAAAAUCAGCAGUGGGAGUACAUGGCCCAGUCUUUGAGAGGAUCUACAUCUGCUUUCAAGCUACUAAGACUGCAUUUGCCAAGCACUGUAGACCCUUAAUUGGGUUGGAUGGCUGCUUCCUUAAGGGACUAUAUGGUGGUCAACUUCUGUCAGCCGUAGGCAAAGAUGGAAACAACCAAAUGUUUCCAGUAGCAUUUGCAGUAGUGGAAGCUGAAACUAAGGAUUCCUGGACUUAUGAGUCCAUUCUUAUUGAAUUCAUGCAUUUUAUACAUUCACUCAUUCACAGGAUCAAUUAA